ACGUGCCCAUGCCGUGUUGCAGACGAGCAUAUACAGCACGAGAGUUUGAAUUAUUGUGAUUGUCUUGAUAAUAAUCUGAUCGCGAAUCAGAAGAUAGUUUACAUAUGUGAACAGUUAUGUCGGACCUUAAGAUCAACAAGAAGUUCGCAGAGAAAUAUGAGAAAUAUCGGCAGAAAGAAGAGCUGCAGAGACUGAAGGACCGCUAUGGAGACCAGGAUGAGGAGGAUACUUCGGGCUCGUUAGACUCUGACGAGAGUGAAGUGGAGCUGGACCCAAAGCUUGACCGGGAUUUCUUCAGAACGCUGUCACUACUGAAGAAGAAAGAUCCAAAAAUCUAUCAGAAGGAUGCCAAGUUCUACAUAGAGGACUCAUCAGAAUCUGGCAGUGAUGAGCAGCCAUCCACUUCAAAAAAGUCUGAGAUACCCAUGUUUCUAAAGGACUAUGAGCGGAAAGUCAUCCUGGAGAGAGGAGGAAAAUAUGAUGAUGAUGAGGAUGACAGUGCUGAUGAAGAACUUUCUAAACAGAUGCAAGAGAGAGCUGCGUCUCCGACCUACAUCCAGGAACAGAAGGAGCUGAAGGAAAGUUUCCGCAAGUUUGUUCAAGAUAGUGACGAAGAAGAUAGUGAUCACGAUGUGAAGCUGCUGACACGGAGAAUGAAAACACAAGAGGAGAAGGAUAAAGAGGAAGCUGACUAUGUGGAGUGGUUGAAGGGUCAAGCAGAGCUUGAAGGGAAGGAGGAAGUUCAAGACAUGAAAUACCUGCGUGAUUUCUGGAACAACCCUCAGCUGGAUGAGAAGGAGUCUUUCCUGCGAGAUUACAUGCUCAACAAGCGCUACCUGGAGGAGGAUGAAGAUAAGAGGAUCCCCACCUAUAAUGAGCUGUUGCAGGAAGAUGUUGAUGACUCUGAGGACGAGGGAGAGUCUUUUCUGCAGAAACAGGAGGACUUUGAGAGGCAUUACAACUUCCGCUUUGAGGAGCCUGAUGCUGUAAAGAUCAAAACGUAUCCCCGCAACAUUGUCACAUCUGUCCGAAGCAAAGAUGACACAAGAAAGAGAAAGAGACAGGAGGUGAAAGAGCGGAAGAAAAAGGAGAAGGAACAGAAGCAGCAGCAGCUGAAGGAACUGAAGAACCUGAAGCGUGCAGAGAUCAUGGAAAAACUGAAGAAGCUGCAGGAGCUGACGGGAAAUGAGCAGCUGGCCUUCAGUGAGGUCAAUCUGGAGGAUGACUUUGACCCCCAGCAACAUGACCAGCUCAUGCAGAAGUUCUUUGGAGAUGAAUACUAUGGAGGGGAUGAGGAGGAGAAACCACAGUUUAAUGAUGACGAGGAAUUGGGAGAAAAUUGGAACUGGGACACAUGGACGGGAGAGGCAGAGGAUGAGGAAGAGUACAGGGAAGAGGAAGAUUUUGAUGCAGAGGAAAACUAUCAACCCAACUGUGAGGAUCCUGACUUUAUAAUGGAUGCUGACUAUGACCCUAGUAAACAACCAGUUUCUAAAAAAAAGAGAAAGAAGGAGAGAGAGGAGAGGAAGAAGAAAACCAAAGAUGUCGCCCCUCUAAUGGGAAAGAAAAGGAAGAAGUCUCAUUUUGCGGAGAUCAUCACCAAAAAAAAGCCGGUCUUUGAUCCAAAGGAGAAGACGUUUGAGCAGUAUUUGGAUGAGUACUAUAAACUGGAUUACGAGGACAUCAUUGAUGACUUGCCAUGCAGGUUCCGUUACAGAGAGGUGGUACCAAAUGACUUCGGCCUGACCUCCGAUGAGAUCCUGAAAGCUGAUGAAAAGGAGCUAAACCGCUGGUGCUCACUGAGGAAGACUUGCAUGUACAGGUCAGAGAGGGAUGAACUCUGUGAGGUGAAGAACUUCAAGAUCAAAGCUCGAAACUUCAAGAAGAAACUGCAAGUGUUCACAUCUCUGUAUAAUAAGAAUGAAGGUCGAGAGGAGCCGACGGACGCCAAGGGAAAGGUGGGUAAAAAGAGGAAGGAUCGUGUUAAGAUGUCUGAGACCAUGAAAGAGAAAGAAGAUCUCACAGAGGAGAAAUCCGAAAGCACUCCAACAGACAGCAUGGAGAAGAAAGUGGUCCAGGAUCUGAGAGAAGCCACUGCGAUGGAUGAAGGAGAGGAUGAGGAGAUGUUCCUGGUUCCUAAGAAGAAGAUUAAAGUGGAAAAGACUCCAGAAACCCCCAAAUUGGAGGUGCUUAAUACUGAAAAACCUAAAUUGCUUAAGAAGAAAAACAGACGCCUAGGUGGACGCCUAAUUUCCAGGUCCCUGAAGGUGAAGAUGGGGGGCCGAGAGUUCAGUGGACAGAGACUCAAAGCCUAUGGGCUGAAUCCAAAGAGACUCCACUUUAGAGAGCUAUACAGACAGAAACGAAACGAACGAGAAAAAAGGGAAAAGCAGGGCAAAAAAGAGUAAACAAUAAUGUUGAAUUAAACGCCAUUUUCUGCCAUCCUCACAAUAAAGUGUUCACGAGGGACCAGUGAACAUGGAGGACUCUUUUGUGAUAUGCCCUUCAUGACGUAAUAUAUUUCCAAUUUUAACAGAUUUGUUUUGAGAAAGUUUUUGUAACUUUGCCUAAUGUUUUAUGUAUAUGCUUUAGUAAAAAGAAGAAAGAGUUGCUGUCGUUGAAAUAAACUUUUUCAAAUUUC
Molecule: messenger RNA, 2641 nt
Organism: Myxocyprinus asiaticus (Chinese sucker)
Lineage: Eukaryota; Metazoa; Chordata; Actinopteri; Cypriniformes; Catostomidae
Gene: kri1
Product: KRI1 homolog
Exons: 19
Coding region: 117-2408 (763 amino acids)
Biological process (GO): endonucleolytic cleavage in ITS1 to separate SSU-rRNA from 5.8S rRNA and LSU-rRNA from tricistronic rRNA transcript (SSU-rRNA, 5.8S rRNA, LSU-rRNA)
Cellular component (GO): 90S preribosome; nucleolus
Source: RefSeq, a predicted model, not a curated record